GAUCUGAGAAGUCGGAUUCAAAGCGGAGUAUUUUUCACUGUGGAAGACCUUUUGAGGAUAGGGGGUUUCAAUCUAUAUUGUGAUGUGAAUUAUGAAAAUUAUAUUAUCUCCUAAAGAAACAAUUGUACAGAUGUGGUCGUAACAAAAAAAAUUAAAAACUCGAAUUGUUUCAUUCACGGGAUCCAGAUACUUUCGAGACACGGACAUUCCGGUUCAGGGGCAGAACUCCGAUUAGCCAGGUUUGUCUCCAUGCAGUAAACUCCAGGCUCACGAGCAGAACUCUGAUUAGCCAGGUUUGCCUCCGUGUAGUAAACUCCGGGCUCAGUAGCAGAACUCAGAUUAGCAAGGCUCGCCUCCAUGCAGUAAACUCCGAUUAACUGGCUUAGAAGAGGUCGGUUUGAUCACUGCAUUUUUGGCCGCUCCCUCCCGGGGUAAACGACUCGACCAACCACUUCAGCUACAGAAGACACCCCCAAGAUGAGGACGGUGUUCAAAGUCCUCGUGGGUGUCGUCGUGUUUAUCCUUACCGUCCAGCUGUUGAUGAGGUGGGAUGUCGUCACACAAAAACAGAAACUGGUGCCACAACCCGACCAUGUAGAGAGGAAAACUUUGGUGAAGUUGGAGAAGGCGAGUAAGAAACCUGCUGGCGACGGGAGGACUGAAGAGAGGGUUGAAACCGGCGGAUCAGUGUCGGAUGAUAAAACUAGCAAUGAUGUGGAUGACAAAGAAGAUGAGGACGAGGCAGAGAUGAGACGACUGGAGAGCUCGCCUUAUAUUUACAACGAAAAACGAGAGAGGUUAAAAAUGUCACGGCCAAUGGUGGACAGGUCAAUCAAGUACGUCACCUACUUGAACCUGCCAGGAAAGGAACACAAGAAGCAGACAUUCAAUGACUGCCAAUACAGCCUGUGCAACUAUACGACCAACCUCACAUUAGCUGAUGCAGUACUGACCUACGGUUCCUUUGUCAGGACGUAUGAUUUUCCUACUUUUGAUCGACCUCCUGGACAAAGGUGGAUAUUCUUCAACUUUGACCCGGCGAUAAAAAACUAUAACCUGGACAGGGAAGAGGUCAAGUCUGUGUUUAACUGGACCUUGACCUACCAGCUGAGCGCAGAUAUCCCGGUCGUCUAUGGACUCUUGGGGAAAUACGAGCCACCGUUCAAGGACAUAGAUCGAAUCUACGACGGUAAAUCAAAGAACGUCGCCUGGUUUGUCAGCCAUUGUAACACCUGGGGGCUCAGGGAGGUCUACGUCCGCAGGAUGAGUUCCGUCCUGCCCGUGGACAUCUUCGGCGAUUGCGGGAACUUGACCUGUGGGGCGGGGUACCGGUUCAAUGACUCGGCUCUGUGUUUGCCGAUGUUGUCUAGAGAAUACAAGUUUUAUCUGGCAUUCGAGAACUCUUUCUGCAAGGACUACGUCACCGAGAAAUUUUUCAAACUCUUCAAAGACGUUGACAUCAUACCUGUGGUUAGAGGUGACUUUAACUACAAGAAAUACCUGCCCUCUGGGAUCUUUGUCGACGCCGCUGAUUUUUCUUCACCAGAAGAACUGGCCAGGUACUUGUUGGAGCUUGGGGCCGACAAGAAAAGAUACACAGAAAUGUUGCGGAGAAAGAAUAGGUGGCGCUAUGUUCCGGAAGCCAGGUUGUUAUGUAAGGUGUGUGAGAAGCUGCACACUGACCAGAGGACAGGGCAUAUUGAGAGUAUAAAAGACAAGUUUAAUGGAUCACCUUCGGAUUGUCACGAGCCUACAGAUUUGGAGCAUUCAACUGAGUCCAGUUCAUAUUUGGCCAUCUUAUAAUCUCAACUCAGAUCAUCUACGGCCACUAUUUUUGUUCAGUCCAUUUUAAUCUGGUCCAUUUUUCUUUCAUUUCAUUUUUAUCUUAUCAAUAUUCAGCCAGUCCAUUGUUGUAUAGUCCGUCUUCUAAAGGUCUAAUUUGUGUAUUAUAUUAAAUCAUCCACACCAAGAACAUGGCUAAUCCAUUUUUUGUAUGCUCCAUCUUGUCCAGACCAUCUUUGCUCGUCUUUUUCAUUUAAUCCAUCCCUUAUCUAGUUCCUGUAUGUCCAACCAAUGUUCGUCUAAUUCGUCUUUAUCAAAAGUAUCCUUCAAUCAUUACAUCCCAUAGAUCUGUAACUAUCGAAUGUAUCCAGCUUAUAGAUAUACUAGCCGUACGUUCUCGUUACUCGUGAAUUAUAGGCCUCUAUAUUUUAAUGUUAUAUUUGUUUGAGAAAAAUAUUUUAUAAAAUAGUUGUUGGUCAAAACGCAAUUUGCUUUACUACACGUUGAACGAUAUUAGUGACAAAGCAAAGAAAUAACUAAAUAGCUA
This is a messenger RNA of Physella acuta, 2329 nucleotides long. Its product is annotated as 3-galactosyl-N-acetylglucosaminide 4-alpha-L-fucosyltransferase FUT3-like. NCBI's taxonomy places the organism in Eukaryota, Metazoa, Mollusca, Gastropoda, Physidae. Gene Ontology annotation, cellular component: membrane. Gene Ontology annotation, molecular function: fucosyltransferase activity. The record is from RefSeq and is a predicted model, not a curated record.